UCCUGAUGAAACUUAAACAACAAAAGUUGAGAACAGGAAAAAGCAGGAAAAAACCAGAGAGCAGUGAAACAGAAAAUGUGAUCAAUAAGGGUAAUAUCAAGGAAACAGGAUUUCAGUCACCAAAAAUAAUCCCAUCAAAGAAACAAAGCAAGAGUUUGCAGCAACAAUUUCUUCUUUCCCAGUUUGGAAGCCUCAAUGUUGCUGCUACAACUACGACAAAGGAAAAUGUGGAAGAUCAUCAAGGUAAACAACAACAGAAGAAACAGAUAUUAGGUCAAAUAUUACAGCAGCCAGAUUCAUCAUCAGUUGAUCAUCAAGCUGGUAAGCAGCCGCUCUUUGCCUUCACUGAUCUCAUUUGCAAGAAAAUUCUGAGGAAGACAGGGACAUAUUUCAAAAAGUGGAAAAGAGCCCGAAGAAAGGAUGCUAAUUGUACUAAUGCUGAACUGACAAAAAAUCAAGCAGCAGAAUCUGGAGUCAGGAAUCUGAGGAAGGAUUCCAGUUGUCGAAGGAACGACGAAGUCACAGAUCAUCAGGAAGCAGAUAGUGAGCUCUGCAAGAAGAAGAUUUUGAUGGGGGAAAAGUGUAGGCCGCUUACUAAAUCCGGGACGCUUCAUUAUGAUGAAACUGGUGUAAUUUUAGCUGAAGAAACUUGAACAUAGAAAGAAUACCGCUGAAGUUUGUUUGAUAAUUUAUGAAAUUUA
Oldenlandia corymbosa var. corymbosa is the source of this 701-nucleotide messenger RNA. The record is from the annotation of a GenBank genome assembly. NCBI's taxonomy places the organism in Eukaryota, Viridiplantae, Streptophyta, Magnoliopsida, Gentianales, Rubiaceae.